AUGUCAUUUUGUCCUCUCAUCAAGAAGCUCUCCGCCACGCCGACACUCGCUGCCCUCAAUGGCACAACCCGAACAGCCGUAGCAGCCGACUCACAGGCGGCGCUCCAGGCAAACAAGGCUACGUUCUUUUUCCAGCUGGAACGCGAAUUAGACAAGGUCAAUGCCUUCUAUCUGCAAAAGGAAGCCGAGCUUAAAAUCCGCCUUAAGACAUUGCUCGACAAGAAGAAGGUGCUGCAGUCAAGACAAGGCAUCUCGAGACGAUCCGCCAAGUUCACGACGCUCGAGGAAGGCUUCCAGCAGUUCGCCACCGAUCUUAAUAAGCUGCAGCAAUUCAUCGAGAUAAAUGGCACGGCGUUCUCGAAGAUCUUGAAGAAGUGGGACAAGACGAGCAAGUCAAAGACAAAGGAGCUGUAUUUAUCUCGCGCUGUCGAGGUUCAGCCGUUCUUCAACGCAACAGUGAUCAGCGAGUUGUCAGAUCAGGCGACGACGAGCUUGCAGGAGCUGGGCGCCUGGUCAGAUGGCAUUCAGGUUGAUUUUCGAUCGUCUGGCCAUGUUGUUACCAGUCAACAUUUCCUGGGCACAGACGAAGGAGAUGCAGACACGCUCCUGCUCGACACCGUCGUCACGGGUAAUAUUGCAACGUUGCGAGACCUGCUCGCCAAGAUGAAUUCGUCCUCGAGCGAAGGGUCGGACGGCGACAGUUCAUUGAUGGAGCGAAUCACUCGUACGUUCUUGGCCGCCAUUUACGACGCCCCGAUCGAGACGCUCCUGGUUCUUCUCGAGACCAAGCUGGUUGAUUUGCACUCGUACGACGACAUCAACGAGAGGAAUUGCCUGCACCAGGCUGCCAUUUACGGAAAACAGCACGUUCUCGAAUGGGGCUUGGCCGACGGAGUGGCUGUGGAUCGGACAGACGUCUAUGGACGAGUUCCUUUGCACUAUGCUAGUUUACAUGGCCGGAUCGAUAUGCUCGAGGCGCUGCUCAACGCGAACCCCAACACAAUCGACAUGAUCGACCACGACAACUUCACACCCUUAAUUCACGCCAUUAUCCAUGGGCACCUCGAGUGCGUGGAGAGGCUGCUUAUUAAGUCGGCACGACUCGACCCUCUGACGGACGCAGACCAUGUGCCACUGAAUCUGGCCUGCGAGCAUGGAUCAGUUUCGGUAGUAAGGCUAUUGCUCAAGCACGGCGCCAACAUUCUACCCGAUGCUGAGGGCCUGUACCCGCAACAUCUGGUAGCUAGAUCUGGGCAGACGUCUGAGCUGCUCCUCCUGCUGCAGCAGUUUGGCGCCGAUCUUGAUCAAGUGGACAAGCUGUAUGGUUGGACGCCACUCGUGCAUGCUGCUAGCGAAGGCAGCGUUGACUGCUUACGGGCGCUGCUGGAAGCUGGCGUCAAUCCAAAUGUACUGGACGAAAAAGACUUGCCGGCCAUGUAUUACGCUGCGUGGGAGGGCCACCUCGCAUGCAUGAAGCUUCUCACCCCUUUCAACACACGCAGCCGUACCAGUCCUCUGAUUCAGCAGCCUCUCCUUGGGUCCCGGGGUAGUAGUAGUGCGCCUAUGCCCAUGGCCUUGGACCCGGACGCGAUUCCUGUUCUCGAACUGCCCCCUCCCAUAAUACCACUACGCAGGUACGGGCACAAUUUCCUGGACACCAAGACAGUGGUUCAAAUCAGCUUCGAUACGGACGGACAACCUCUUGUUUUCUUCCAGGAUGGCAAGUACCCGGCUGCUCGGCUUACCAUCUCCUCCAAGGUCUCCGACCUCAUCCCGAAGAACAUCAUCCUACCAUUCCAAGAAGAUACCCGCAUUGUUUCCUUCCAGGUUGACCAUCUGGACUCAUUCUCACUCGACUUCGAUGUGUUCCCGGCAUACGGCGCCAAGGUUAUCGCCAAGACAGUGGUUCUACCCAGUACCUUCAAUGCCUUGCAAGGCAGCACCAAGUGUUUCCUUCCCCUGUUCGACCCGCGCUUGAGGGCUAUCGGGCAGAUCAGCUUCAAUACGCAGGUCAUCAAGCCAUUCCAGGGCCAGCCUCUGGAAAUCACUGACUUUGAGACGUACUGGAAGGCGACGAGCCAGUUUAACCAGCCGACAAACCCAAUCGUGACUGGGUCUAGCCUUUCAGGGGACUACGUCAGGCUCUUUGUGCAGUACACCAGCGAUGGUGUACCUGUUCUCUGGCCUACAUGGUCCAUCUCGUGUGGUGGCAUCGAGAUACCUGUCUGUCGUCUGUCCCUGGAGCAAUUCACUGCUACGACCGCUCAAUCUCAGGGUCGUGCAGGGCUGGCAGCACUAGCCAACGGGCAGUACACUGACAUCGCCUCUGUCUACCAGAUCAUGGCUACGGCGGGCGCCACAUUAUCAGAUGCACUAUCGUGGCUACCGGCAAACAUACACGCCAACAUACACAUACUGUACCCGACAAGUGAGGAGGAGAAGAGCUUGGCGCUGGGGCCUGCACUGGAUGUCAACGUCUUUGUUGAUUCUGUUCUAACCAUUGUAUUCGAUCACGCUCGCGCACAGCGGGUCCAGUCGCCAGACGCUGUUCGAUCCAUCGUCUUCAGCAGCUACAACCCACAACUCUGCACGGCUGUCAACUGGAAGCAGCCUAACUUCCCAGUCUUUCUCUGCAACGAUCUCGGCCGGGAAGAGACCAUGCCCCCGCCGAGUGUCAUUCACAGCAGCGGUAGGAGAAGCGCCUCACUCAAGGAGGUGGUGCGAAUCGCGCAGAGUAAUAACUUCAUGGGCCUGAUGUGCUACUCGCGCCUACUUAACCAGGAUAUGGUCCCUGCCCUCGUCGAUGCCAUAAAAUCGCAUGGUCUCGCACUGGUCAUGGACAAGUCUGCCGAUGCGCCCGAAUUAAGUCCCCAAGUCGAACCUUCUGGACGAUCUGUGCCCCAGGGUGUGGACGGGGUACUGCGCAGUCACGGUGUCUUGCGUUUCAACGACUCAAUAGACAUGUAG
Molecule: messenger RNA, 2967 nt
Organism: Emericellopsis atlantica
Lineage: Eukaryota; Fungi; Ascomycota; Sordariomycetes; Hypocreales; Bionectriaceae
Exons: 5
Coding region: 1-2967 (988 amino acids)
Biological process (GO): lipid metabolic process
Molecular function (GO): phosphoric diester hydrolase activity; protein binding
Source: RefSeq, a predicted model, not a curated record